AUGUACUACCACCACGGCUCGACCGGCCAAUCGGUGGCCGGCGGAGCAGGCAAGCUCCACGAUGGACCUCCCGGCGUGAACGGCCAGUCGGGAUGGGGUCGACAUCCCUUCCAACCGUCUAAUCCCCUCCCUCUCCCCUCAUCCUCCGGCUUCCCUCCCAACGACCCCCGCAUGCUCGGCUUUCCCCCACCCCAUCACGCCAACCAUUCCCAUCAACCUCAUCACUCGAAUCACAACCAAUUCAAUCAUCAUCAGCAACACAGCAACCAUCCUCACGUCGGUCACCACGUGAAUGGGUCGCACCCGAGCCAUCCGAGCUUUGGGAGCGGGAAUGGGUUGCAUCUCGGCGGAGGACAGGGAGGGGGCAUGUUUGGGCAGAAUGGAGCAGGCGGAUUCGGUGGUAUGGGCGCUUUUGGAGCUGUAGGGAAUGGGCAGGGGAGUCCGCCAAGGAAUGAGAGGGAUAUGCCGAUGACGGCGUUGUGGCAGCAGCAAUUGCUGAGAGCAGAGUCAUCCCGAGCUGCCAACUCGCCUCAUCACCGAGCAAGGACAGCGGCGAUGGCAUCGAGAAUGACCAACAAGCCCUCCACGGUCACCAUUGCCAACCCAUCCGAUAGCGGCCGUCCAGCCUCGGUCGUUAACCUCCAGACCAACGGCGUCCACAAGAAGAACGGCUCCCUCUCUAUCGCUCCCCUUCCCGAUCGCUCAGUCACCCCCGACCUCUCAGAUACGGCCACCACUCCCGGUGUCUCGGUGGUAGAUCCCUCCAAUCCCGGAGUAGCACCAGCACCAACGGAGAAUGAGGGACCAUCGGAGCCAUGGUACGGUCUGGAUCUAGGGGGUAUCCAUCUCAAGACCCUCAGCCCCGCCAUCUUUGCUUUCGCCCACAUCACCGCCCUCUACGUCAAUCACAACAACCUCACCGCCCUCCCUCCCGGUAUCGGCCGGCUAAGGCACCUCACUAUCCUCGAUGCUACGGCCAACGAGCUCACGGCCAUCCCGGCGGAGAUCGGUUGCCUCUUCAACCUUACAGAGCUGCUGCUCUUCGACAACCACAUCACAACCUUGCCGUCCGAGGUGGGCAUGUUGUUCAAGCUGGUGACGUUGGGAAUUGAGGGGAACCCGAUCGAGGAGAGGCUGCGCAAGAUGAUUGCGGAUGACGGAACGGAGGCGUUGGUCGCACACUUCCGGGACAACUCGCCGGUCACGACGUCUCCCCCUGAACGGCAGUGGGUGGAUGUCGACGCGGACAUCGACUCGCCCUCCUCCGGAAAGCAGGAAUCCUUCACAGUCCUCACCUACAAUAUCCUCUGCUCCCACUUUGCCACAACGGCGAUGUACAAGUACACACCCAACUGGGCGCUCGACUGGAACUACCGGAAACAGACGAUCCUCAACGAGUUGACAAACGCGUCAGCAGAUGUUGUCUGUCUGCAGGAAGUGGACGUGGCGACCUACUCGGAGUACCUGCUCCCUGCGUUGCAGGAGCACGGGUAUGAGGGAACGCACUAUCCCAGGAGUAGGGCAAAGACCAUGACGCCGGAGGAGCAGGCCAAGGUGGAUGGAUGCUGUAUCUUCUGGAAGGCCGAGAAGUUCCGUCUGAUCGAACAUCAGGUCGUCGAAUUCGCUCGGGUCGCCAUCCAAAAGAUGGACAUGCGGACAGACGACAUGUUCAACCGGGUCAUGUCUCGAGACAACAUCGCGGUCGUCGCCAUGCUCGAGUUCAAAGCCUCUGGUGCUCGGAUCUUGGUCGCCAACUCGCAUAUCUACUGGGAUCACCGGUUCCGGGACGUCAAGCUCGUCCAGAUCGGGAUGCUCAUGGAGGAGCUCGAAAAGCUUACGGCGCAAUUCGCUCUCCUCGGCCCUACCAAAUCCUUCGACUCGGAAUAUGCCAACGGGAUGGGACCGCCCGCGUACGAAAAGGCGGAGGAAGGCCGAGACAUGCCCUUCAUCCUCUGCGUGGAUCUCAACUCGCUUUCGGGGUCGGCGGUAUAUGACUUCUUAUCCAACGGAGAUAUCCCGCCAGACCACGAGGACUUUAUGACCCAUCGGUACGGUCCGUACACUGCCAAGGGUCUGGAGCACAAGGCGGAUCUGAAGAGCGCGUGUGCGAGCUUUGGGGAGAUGAAGAUGACCAACUUUACUCCCGCCUUUACGGCUACGAUCGACUAUAUCUUCUACACGCCUCGGAACCUCAAGGUGACGAGCGUGCUGGGGGAUGUGGAUCAGACGUAUCUGGACAAGGUGGUCGGGUUCCCGAAUGCUCACUUCCCAUCCGAUCAUAUCCCGGUAUAUGCGCAGUUCCGCGUGCGCGGUCAUCCCUCCAUCAAGAAGUACGAUUGA
This is a messenger RNA of Dioszegia hungarica, 2340 nucleotides long. RefSeq names its product putative component of the CCR4-NOT transcriptional complex. The transcript has 4 exons. Bases 1 to 2340 code for a protein of 779 amino acids. Gene Ontology annotation, biological process: nuclear-transcribed mRNA poly(A) tail shortening. Lineage: Eukaryota; Fungi; Basidiomycota; Tremellomycetes; Tremellales; Bulleribasidiaceae. The record is from RefSeq and is a predicted model, not a curated record. Gene Ontology annotation, molecular function: poly(A)-specific ribonuclease activity; protein binding. Gene Ontology annotation, cellular component: CCR4-NOT complex; cytoplasm; nucleus.